Molecule: messenger RNA, 753 nt
Organism: Pisolithus orientalis
Lineage: Eukaryota; Fungi; Basidiomycota; Agaricomycetes; Boletales; Pisolithaceae
Exons: 3
Coding region: 1-753 (250 amino acids)
Source: RefSeq, a predicted model, not a curated record
AUGACAACGCCAGGUCUCGCUUUGCAGUCGGCCUUGCAUACUACCUCGGCCAAGGAUGGGUGCACGUUGUCUAUGAUGGAUGCUCCCCAACUCAGGACUGGAUACCGUGGUCAGAUUUUGCUCAUGGAGCAUAUUAUCGAUUGUGGGGUGUACGUGCAGAACAUGCUCGGAGCAUGCCCAAACAAGACCACAAUGAUGAACGCCGUCGCAAUGACCACUUCAUUAAACAUGUCCACCUUCCCCGAUCAAUCUGGGCUGAGGGUAGUCUGGGGUAGGUGGGAGAUGGACAAUUUCAGGAUCAUGGUUGAUGUCGAGCAAUGUCCUGGUUGUUGUGAUGGGCCACAUCGAUGGGCAACGACAUGUAACGAACACUGUGGCCCCGAUACGCCGGGGUUCAUGGAUACCAAUUGCUAUCCAUAUGAGUUGAGGCUGAAUGGCUUGUGGGCCCAGUUUGCCAAGUGUUCCGAUCUACGGAUUACGCUGGGUGAUUAUGGCGACAAUUCCGAUGGCAACUUCAAAUGCACUGGCAAUAUAUUUGAGGAUAUGCGGACCCUUGGCGACAUUGAUCCCACAGAAUCCGUUUAUCGUCCUGUGGUCCGACGCAUAUCCGGCUCCGAAUGGCUAAUACGUCGCACGGAGAAUCGCACUGAGCUUGCUGUGGCGUAUCAUACUAGUACUGAGCGCAAACACCUAGCUCUGCGUCAGCCAAGGGGCCUAGGCUUCCUACGAAUGAACAUUUCGAGCUACUGCUGA